CUUUCCACGAGGGAAACUUUUAUAGUUUUAUACAAAAUCUUUGCUCAAAUACCAAACUCUUCUGGCUACUUCUUCUUCUUUCUCCUCAGAUUCUCUGGACCAAGAAGAUGGAUUCAUGAAUCAAUAUAUCUCCUCUCUCUAUCUAACCUUCUGCUCUUUUGCUUCCUCGGCUUCUAGAAGCAUCAAUGGCGGAGUUUAUCUGUUUAUUCGGAAAGGACAGUGCAUCGAUUGUAAUAAAGCAACCAAAGAAGUCACCUCUGUUCUUAAGAAUGAUAGUCUUAGUGUUUGCAAUGGUCUGUGGUCUCUACAUUUGCUCUGUUUGCUUAAAACAGUUUAGUUUCCAAAGCUCCCAGCUCGUUCCAAGUCCUGUUGAUUCUCACUCAUUACACGUUCUCACUCGGAUUCAUUACCCAAAGCCACAGACGUUUAAUCGAGCUGAAUGUGGGCACAAUCCAGUGAGGUUCUUUGCGAUACUCUCGAUGCAGAGAUCAGGAAGCGGUUGGUUCGAAACGUUGCUGAACAGCCACGACAACGUGAGUUCCAACGGAGAGAUCUUCUCGGUUAUGGAUCGAAGAAAGAACGUGUCUUCGAUCGUCGAGACUCUCGAUAGAGUUUAUAAUCUCGAUUGGUUCACGAGCGCUUCGAAGAACGAAUGCUCUGCUGCGAUUGGGUUCAAAUGGAUGCUUAACCAAGGCUUGUUGGCUAACCAUGUGGAGAUUGUAGAUUACUUUAACCGGAGAGGCGUCUCGGCUAUAUUCUUGUUCAGAAGGAAUCCUCUGAGAAGAAUGGUUUCUCUGUUGGCAAACUCUUAUGACCGUUUCGCUAAGCUGUUGAAUGGAACUCACAAGUCUCAUGUCCAUUCUCCUGAAGAGGCAGAUGCACUUUCUAGGUACAAGCCUGUUAUUAACUCGACAUCAUUGAUCCAUGAUUUACAAGAAACAGAGAGUUUAGCGGCAAAGGCUUUGGAGUAUUUCAAUACCACUCGUCAUAUGGUUGUUUUCUAUGAAGAUCUGAUAACAAAUCGAACGAAGUUGAAGCAAGUUCAGGAGUUUUUGAGCAUUCCUGUGAAGGAUUUGUCAAGCAGACAGGUGAAAAUACACAGAGGAGAUUUGUCGGAUCAUAUCAAGAAUUGGGAAGAUGUAAACAAGACAUUGAAUGGGACCGAGUACGAGAAGUUUCUAAUAGCAGAUUACUAGUUUUUUUGGUUAUCUAAUGACUCUUUCUUCUAUAUUUGACUAAAUGUUUUGCGAAA
This is a messenger RNA of Brassica oleracea var. oleracea, 1252 nucleotides long. Its product is annotated as nodulation protein H-like. Gene Ontology annotation, molecular function: sulfotransferase activity. The transcript is spliced from 5 exons. The coding region runs from base 186 to 1196 and encodes 336 amino acids. Lineage: Eukaryota; Viridiplantae; Streptophyta; Magnoliopsida; Brassicales; Brassicaceae. The record is from RefSeq and is a predicted model, not a curated record.